This is a messenger RNA of Pygocentrus nattereri (red-bellied piranha), 967 nucleotides long. RefSeq names its product gamma-glutamylcyclotransferase a (gene ggcta). The transcript has 4 exons. The coding region runs from base 109 to 663 and encodes 184 amino acids. NCBI's taxonomy places the organism in Eukaryota, Metazoa, Chordata, Actinopteri, Characiformes, Serrasalmidae. The record is from RefSeq and is a predicted model, not a curated record. Gene Ontology annotation, molecular function: gamma-glutamylcyclotransferase activity.
UUUAAUAAAGUAAUAAAACGGCAUUCUCUACGAGACCAGCCGUUAGUCUGGGUCACCUGUGAAUUUCUUUGUCUGAAAGUAAACAGGCCGCUCUGUUUUCAUGCCUCUAUGUUACGAAAGCCGCUGAGCGAAUCCACCCGCAGGUUAAUCAUGUCAGCCGGCUACUUCAUGUACUUCGCCUUUGGGAGUAACCUGCUGAAGGAGAGGCUGCAGCUCAAAAACCCCUCCGCAGUGUUUCACUGCGUCGGCCGACUUAAGGGGUACGCCCUUAAAUUCGGUCUGUGGGGAGAUUAUGUGGAUUGCAGGUGGCACGGUGGAGUAGCUACGAUUGAGGAGAGUCCAGAUGAGGACGUCUGGGGAGUCGUGUGGAAAAUGGGAGAAGACAACCUUACAAGUCUAGAUAAACAGGAGGAAGUUGACAAAGGUGUCUACAGCCCUUUGGAGGUAAAAGUGGAGACAGAAACUGGACCGAUCUUCUGCAGAACGUACAAGAUGAACAAGUUUAGACCUCACCUUCCUUCCCCACAGUACAAAGAGGUUGUAUGUCUAGGAGCCCAACAGAAUGGACUACCUCAAGAGUACAUUGAUAUGCUGCAGGCAGUGGAGACCAACAGUUAUGCUGGACCCACUAUACUAGAUGAGAUUAAAGAUAUUCAGAAAUGAUUGUGAGGAAAAUUCAUUAUUUCAAACUUUGAUGUACAUUUCAUUUCCAAAUUGAACAUAAGUUAGACAUAAUAUAUUUAAUUUGAUUAUUUUACAGGUACAUGGAGGUAUUCCAUAAAGAAGUGGCAAUUAACUGAAAUAUCUAAAUUAGAUACUCAUAUGUACACACACACACACACACACACGUGAGUGUGUAUGCAUUUUUUUUUUAUUAAAGUUAUCACGGUGGAUUUUACUCACAAUAACACUAUUGUACAUACGUGCAAAGUGUUUGGAACUACUAUUAAAAUUAUAUGGAAACAUU